Messenger RNA from Phragmites australis (common reed), 1155 nucleotides. RefSeq names its product protein TIC 20-v, chloroplastic-like. The transcript has a single exon. The record is from RefSeq and is a predicted model, not a curated record. NCBI's taxonomy places the organism in Eukaryota, Viridiplantae, Streptophyta, Magnoliopsida, Poales, Poaceae. Bases 271 to 921 code for a protein of 216 amino acids.
GGCAGUAGCACACGAGCACGGCCGCACUGCACCACCAACCAAUCUCCUCGCCUCCCACUCGGCCACAUCCCCCGGAACGAACUCCACAAAAAUCUCCACUCCGCACCCGCGCGGAGGAGGCAGCACCAGCACCCGCACCCGCGCCCGCGCGGCGCUACUACCCCCCACCCAAACGCCUCGCCUGCCGCGCGCCGCAGCCCCAGAACCCCCAAAAAUCUCCACACCCCACGCGCGCCGAGCAGCGGAUUACCCAACCGAAACGCGGCCCCCAUGGCAUCCGCCGUUUCGCUGCUCCUCCUCUCGUCCCCGAGCCCGCUUCACCGCGCGAGCCCAUCCCACCUCCUCAGCGUCCCGCACCGGCGGGUCUUCCUCACCGGCCACACCGCGACCCCUCGCCGCCUCCUCGCCGCCCCGCCGCGCGCCUCCAACAACAACGACAACAGCGACGCGGUGGAGGCGCUCGACCGCCUCGUGGCCGCGGGCGCCUACCUGUACCCGUUCCUCGACGGCGCGCACCACGGCCGCUUCCUCCUCGCGCAGUUCCCCUUCUUCAGCGCGCUCCUCCGCCCGCUCGCGCCCGCCGCGCGCCUCUUCCACUCCUCGCCGCUCACGCCCUUCCUCCUCUUCCUCACGCUCUAUUUCGCCGUGGUGCGAAACCAGCAGGCCUUCCCCCGAUUCGUCCGCUUCAACGCCAUGCAGGCCGUCGCGCUCGACGUGCUGCUCAUCUUCCCCGACCUGCUCGCGCAGUCAUUCGCGCCCUCCACAGGCGGCGGGGUUGGGUUCGAGAUCUUCCAGAGCAUGGAGAACACCGUAUUCCUGUUCCUGCUCGUCUGCUUGGUGUACGGCGGGGGCGCGUGCCUGCUCGGGAAGACGCCAAGGCUGCCCAUCGUCGCUGAUGCAGCUGAGCGCCAGGUGAUGUGAGUUCCGUCGAAUCUUGCUGGUGAAAAGGGAAAGGGGAUCUGGUGAUAUGCACACAAAUCUCAACUGUCCAAUGAUGCUUGGGAAUCGCAAGUUCAGUAGUAUAGUUUACAUUUGCUGUCUAUAGUUCUAGCUACCGAUUGAAUUGGAUGAAUUGCGGAAGGUUGAUACAAUGACAUUUCAACCUAGUGUACGACCAUAUUUGUUGAAUUAAGAAAUUUGAGAGAGCAACUCAUA